UCGUGGAGACAGAAACCAAUAAUCAAUGGGCCUAUUGAUAAAGACAAGUGUAACUGUUGGGCUCUGCUUGCUCAGUUUGAAAACUUUCCUCCCCGUGGUUUCCAAAACUUGGCCGGUCCCUCUUGUUCGAGCCCAAUUAAUGAGGCGGCUAAACUCAUUAAUUGGCCACUUAAUUGGCCCCUGUCGCUGCGCGCGCUGCUUCCGCUGGCUUUUAGCGCACCGCCAUCCCUCCCUCCCCCGCCGCCAGACAUCACAAUCCCACCUUGUCACAACGAUUUAGGGUCUCAGACGGGGAAGGUGCUUUCGCCGUGGACUCCCCUCACCACCUCCACCUCCACCUCUGGAUCCCCCUCUAUCAGUAUCUCCCUCCCACUCCAUCUCGGUGUUUUAUGUCUGCGUCACAACAAGUCUGUCGAGAGCGAGAGGCAGGGAUGAUGGCGUCUCUGGCGGCUUGAUUCCGGGGCUGCUCUGACAAAACCCGCCUUAAUAGCAUCAAUAGGUGGUGGCGGAGAGGUGGGGGGACUGGAGAGCAAAGGCGACGGGAACAUGACGAAACGGCAUCGCGGAGGACGGACAAACUAGAGAGACGGACGGACAGUCAGUCGCCUUUCCCUCCUCCUCCUCCUCCUCCUCCUCCUCCUCGCUGACGGCUUGACUGACACACACACAGGCGCUUGGCACAGACAGGGACAUACAUGCACAUCAUCCACUUUUUGCAAACACGCAGGCUGCGCAUCCGAGCGGGCAGUAAUUGGGCAGCGGAGAUCCACAGCAGAUGAGGGCAUUUCAUGUCCAGCCUGCCCAGGAAUCACUGUGACCCCGACGGAAAGGAGUUCGACUUGACAGGAUGGGGGGAGUAAGUGAAGGAGAUGAUGUGUUGGCUCGAUGGAGUGAUGGACUACUGUACCUCGGCAAUGUGAAAAGAGUAGAUGGAGUCAAGCAAUGUUGUCUGGUGAGAUUUGAGGACAACUCCGAGUUCUGGGUUCUGAAAAAGGACAUUCACUCGUUCGCUGGUGGAGUGGAAGAAGUUUGCUGUAUUUGUGACGCUCCGCCUCUUAAAGAACCCCUCAUAAAUUGUCUUAAAUGUCGCCACGGUUAUCAUCCAGAGUGCCACACGCCAACCAUCGAACCGGAAGCUGACAGCGAUUCGUGGAUAUGUCGGCAAUGUGUCUUUGCAGUCGCAACCAAGAGAGGCGGGGCGCUCAAACGGGGACGCUUCGCCCGGCUCAUGCAAUUUAUGAAACUCCGGCUUCCCUACCAGCUGUCGUCUUUAGACUGGGACCCGCAGCAUCUGACCAAUCAGCAACAGUGCUACUGCUACUGUGCCGGACCUGGAGAGUGGAACCUGAAGAUGUUACAGUGUGGGAGCUGUGGUCAGUGGUUUCACGAGGCAUGCACACAGUGUCUGACCAAACCACUGCUGUAUGGAGACAGGUUUUAUCAGUUCCAGUGCUCAGUAUGUACAAAGGGACCAGAGACCAUCCAAAGACUACCCAUGACCUGGAUGGAUUUGGCUCAUUUAGUGCUGUACCAUCUCUCGCUGUGCUGCAAGAGGAAAUACUUUGAUUUUGACCAUGAAAUCCUGUCCUUCACCAAUGAGAAUUGGGACUCGUUGCUCCUAGGCGCGCUCUCUGACACGCCAAGGCAGGACCGCUGUCACAAUCUCCUCAACGCUCUGAACUCCCACAAGGACAGGUUUGUCUCUGGAAAGGAGAUCAAGAAGAAGAAGUGUCUUUUUGGGCUUCAGGUCCGAGCCCCACCUCCGCUGACGUCCGACUCGUCGCCCCUCAUCACCGACCCACCUAUCAACAUCACGCACCGGCGAAGCCCGUUGUCACUACCCUGCCAGAGGAGAGUGGGGGGGCCGGAGUCGCGUAAAUCAAAGCGUCGCAUCAUGGAGACACAGGCUUGUCCACCCCCAGCCGCUGCUAACCCCAUCGAACUGCUGCCAUGUUGUCAUGGCUACAUGGGAGGGGCUAGCCUCUACAACUCCAGGAAGUCAGAGGAGGAGCUUAGUUUGAGCUCUCCUCCCAAGCGGAUGUACGCUCUGUACCACACCACGUACAAUGGAAACACUGCACUCUCCAGGAGUCAUCAUCACUACAACAGCGUGGAGGACACCUGCAGAGUACCGCCACCUUGCUUCCCAUACCCCCUCAACGCCAAUGGCAGCCAUCAUCACCACCACUCCCACCAGCACCAUCACAACCACCAACACAACCACCAACACAACCACCAACAUAACCACCAACAUAACCACCAACACAACCACCAACACAACCACCAAAACAACCACCAACACAACCACCAACACAACCACCAACACCAGCCAGGUCAGAAGCAGCUGGAGCCCGUCAUCCUACGUGACAUGCCCCCGUACCAGGCCGGCAUGGGUGGUGGGGGUGGCGUAGGUGGAGGAGGCGGAGGGGGAGGGGGAGGAGGCGGUGGUGGUGGAGGAGGGGGGGUGGUAGUCGCAAGUGGGGACGGGACAGUGUCCAGGAGCUGGGGAGGAGGGGAGGCCGUGAGGAUCUUGGCGAGACGCGUCACGCCGGACGGGAAGGUGCAGUACCUCGUGGAGUGGGAGAACGUGAGUUUGUACUGAUGCAAAGAAAGUAAACACGAGAUGCAAUGACUGUUUUGCAGUUGCCACAGGAAUACUGUGUAUGUUAUAUGUGGCAGUGUUUAAAGUACAAACAAAACAAAAAAGGAAAAAAAAAAUCUCUACACGUUGCAAAUCCAGGUUGCUCUCAUAGUAUCACCUCUAAUUCUACAUCAUUAUAACUCACUACUCGUUACUAAAUGUCCCUCUUUGCUAGUGUUUCUCUGAUAUUUGUACUGUUAACUUUGGAAUAUGCCUUUGCAUUUAUCAUGUUAAACAGUGAUGAGGAAAGAUAUUUAAACCUCCUGAUGAUUUGUACAUUUUGGGGCCACAUCAAGAAGAGCAUGUCUCAUACAGUACUCAUGUCUUGAUAUGCAGCACUGUAGGUAAACAGCAGAGUAGUACAAGAAACUAGGAAAAGACAGAUUACUGCUUUUUCAUUGAUUGAGUCAAACUGAAAAAAUAAGUGAGAAAAACUGAAAGUAUUAUUUAUUAAUAUGUAAUUUUAUUUUAACAGCAAACCUCCACUGCUUGUCAUUUAGACAGCAUGCUGCUACUUAAAAGGAAAACAUACAUUACUGGUAUUUGCCUUCCUGACUUGAGUUAGAUUAGAGGACUCUCAUUGGUUGGAUGGAUUCAAGGUUUCAAACUAAAUUUAGUUCUAGAUCAGUGUUUUCCAAAUAAUCCAGCGGCGAGAUCCACAUUUUGUUUUUAGUCAUUAGUUUUAGGUCCACACAUAAGAUAAACUACCACAUAUUCAAUUUUAUUUCAUAAAAUGCACCUAGAACAUGAUGAAAUAAAACAUAUUGCAAGAAUAAAGAGCACAGGAACCAAAAAGUGCACAUUAUUGCUUCAAGAUUGGUGGCAUAAAAAUGCUGCAAAGGCAUAGCAUGUUAAUAGGCCAAAUAAUAUAAAGAACAGGGAAAUAAAGUAGCAGCUGAACAAUAGAAAACUGCAAUUCAAAAUAAAAGCCCUGUGUCAGAAAUCUUUAAAAAAAAAAACAAAAAAAACCCUGUGUUUUUCACAAAAUUGACAUAUUCAGGAGUCACUUGCCCACUUUUGGAUCGUGACCCACCAGUUGGAAACCAAUGGUUGAACUAUCUAGACAUCUGAAUAAUGGGAUUCAAAUCACCAAAUCAGAAUUAGUAUUAGAAUUAGAAUUAGAUUUAACUCAUUUGUUCUUUUUUAAAGGUGGAAAAAUAUAUAAUUGUUUAAAAACAUUUCUUUUCCCAGCAUUUGAUAUGGAUAUCCAAGUGAUGAGGAAACGGCCAGUAGCCAGCACCACACUUCCAUCAGCUGACACUUUUAUAAUUGCUCAUUAAUCAACUGAUUGUUAAUGUUCAAAUGAAAAUUAGCCUGGAAAAUAAACAGUGAUGAAUGGUCCAUCAUCAGUGAGCGGCACGAUGACAGCUGGGUGGUGGCUGCUGGCAGCUCAUGAAAAAAGCAGUAACCUUUCAUUAGCCAGGAUGAGACGAAGCCGGUCUCGUACAGUAUUUUUGGCCACACAGAUGGUAGUUUAAUGCCUCGAGGGCACUUUGACAGUCGUAUUUGAGCCCCUUUCUGCUGCUCAGACGGCAGCUUGUCUGACUUCAUAAAAUACAAAUUCCCUUGAGGUUUUCAUAUUCUUCCUCAUCGCUGUGUGUUAAUAAGAGAUUGUAUACAUGUUAUUACGGGGUUACUUAUUUGUUAUGUUAGAUUUUGUCAUACAAUUUACAUUUAGACAACUGUACGUAUUAGAAAUAGGAGCCACAAGAGGGCUUUUGUUUUAUAGAUAGAAUUAUAUAUUCACAAUAUAUUGCUAUGAUCGAAUAACUUUAUUUUAUUUUUUGACGUGGUUGCAUAGUGCCUAAAUGGGUUGUGUACCUGCCGAUUGGUCUGCUGUUAAGCCGGCCAUUCAGAUAGAUGAACGAGGCGAUGUUGCUACAAAAUAAGAGGAUGGCUCUAUAUCCAACGACAGAUACAGCUACAUGGGUAAAUGAGCAGUUAUAAUGUUGAAUAGUUUUUUUUUUCUAAAAUCAGAACAGGACUGAUGUUACUGUACAUUCCAACAAAAAAGAAAUAUAUAUGUUACUGAAAUGUCUGUUCGAAGUCAUCAGAACGCAAUUAUUUUGAAAGGAUGAUUUUGUUUUUUAAUGGGUGUUAAAUGUCAUAAAGGUCAGCGAAGGUUCAGUUUCAUGUUGUAGGGAGUUUAAUCCUUGCAUUCAAAGUAACAGUACAGGUAAAGAAGACACUGAUAGGCCCGACUCCAAACUCACACCCAUCAUUUCUUCCAGGGUCUAACAGUCUAUAAUUUAAAAGGAACGAAUUCACAAGUCAAGGCCUGACUUUUUCUCAGACGUGCUUAUAGAGGCAAGUGAGGUGCCGAAGUUGGAUUUUAUCUUUGUGCAAACAGGUUACAUAAAUCUAGAAUACUGUGGUGCAAGUUUCAGAGUUUAUAUUUUAUACAGAGGUUUAUUUCAGCAAUCUGUUCGAUAAAACUUACACAGCGUUAUACAUUUGUCAGUUUUAUCUUUCAGGAAAGACCGUAUUACAGGUUUAGUUGAAAAAAAAAACAAAAACAACAGACAAAUACAGCAUUUAUACUGUUAUAUAUUCAAACCAAUGCAAAACUCUCAGAUUUUAUUUAUAAACUGACCUCUCUGUUGAAUUGCCUGCUUUGAAAGUUAUCACCUGAUUGAAUGGGCGUUAUCAGUGGUUGUCAGUCUCAUAAAUAUGGGUUAGAAUGGGCCUGCAUCAUUUAAUAUUUCAGUGGUUUUCAAACUUUUUACACCAUGUACCACUUUAGAAAAUAAGGCUCUCCAAGUACCACCAUUAUGAUCAAAAUACAGUAGGCUAACCAUGUUUAGCUACGGAAAAUAUUUGUCUUGUAACUAAUCGUGGAUGUAUAAACAGAACUGGAUACAGCAUUGAAGGCAGGGCCUUGUUCAUUUCUAUGAAAGUUGCUCAGUGGCGAAUGAAGCAAAACAAACCUUGAUUUUUGGGGUCUGUAAUUAAUCUUCUGCAUCGUAGGGCCCAUAAAGCAAGCGCACCAGAGACAUGCAGCAGCCAAGCGGAUAACUUUUGGAUUAGCACGAACUUAGCACUAACUAGCUAUCUUUACUGAGGAUAAAAUGUUGUAAUUGUACAGCUUUUCCACACUUUAGAAAUGUUUUUAGGUCAAAUGUAAAAUCCAGAUAGUGAAAUGAGUCAUUACAUGUUAGUUGUAAGGCUA
Messenger RNA from Plectropomus leopardus (leopard coralgrouper), 5810 nucleotides. It is a transcript of the gene phf1, whose product is annotated as PHD finger protein 1. NCBI's taxonomy places the organism in Eukaryota, Metazoa, Chordata, Actinopteri, Perciformes, Serranidae. The record is from RefSeq and is a predicted model, not a curated record.